AUGCCUCUAUCCAACAUAUCGCACAUUCUGCUCAUCCUCUCGGGAAAAGGCGGCGUCGGCAAAUCCUCCACAACUCUACAACUCGCUCUUUCCCUCAACCUACUAGGUCAAAACGUUGGGAUUCUCGAUAUCGAUUUGACAGGGCCGAGUAUACCACGCUUACUGGGACUGGAGGAUAAGAAGAUCACGCAGGCGAAGGGGGGUUGGGUACCUGUCGAGGUGCAUCCGUCAAUUUCUGCGUCUGGUUCUUCUGGGGAUGAGGAGGUUGGUAGGGGACAGAAGAGUGGCGUGCAAGCGGUCGCUAGAGGCGCGUUACAUGCAAUCUCCCUUGGUUUUCUGUUACCGUCCCGAUCAAGUGCGGUAAUAUGGCGUGGUCCGAAGAAGACGGCGAUGAUACGACAAUUCAUCUCUGAUGUCGCGUGGCCGGAUCUGGAUUAUCUCCUUAUUGAUACACCACCUGGGACGAGCGAUGAGCAUAUCGCUGUGUUGGAGGAAUUACAUAAGCUGUCGGAGAAGAGGCCCGGUCAGUUAUCUGGUGCAGUGGUGGUUACAACACCGCAGGCUAUAUCGACAAGUGAUGUAAAAAAGGAAUUGAACUUUUGUCUGAAGACGGGAGUAGAGGUUGUGGGGGUAAUUGAAAACAUGGCGGGAUACAUGUGUCCUUGUUGUGGGGAGGUGAGUAAUAUCUUCUCGAAAGGUGGUGGUGAGGAAAUGGCGAGAGAAAAUCAAGUGCCAUUUAUGGGAAGUGUGCCCAUCGAUACAGGGUUUGGGGGUUUGGUGGAUGGAGUCAAGUUUGACGAAAAGGGAGAAGCAACUGAUGAGAAGGACCCGCGACCCUUGGUGGACCGAUAUGAGGAUUGUAAGCUUUGCCGGAUAUUCUCAGACUUUGCAAGGAAAGUGAUGGAUGUACAGUCAUGA
Messenger RNA from Endocarpon pusillum Z07020, 918 nucleotides. Its product is annotated as Cytosolic Fe-S cluster assembly factor CFD1. The transcript has a single exon. Gene Ontology annotation, biological process: iron-sulfur cluster assembly. Lineage: Eukaryota; Fungi; Ascomycota; Eurotiomycetes; Verrucariales; Verrucariaceae. The record is from RefSeq and is a predicted model, not a curated record. Gene Ontology annotation, molecular function: 4 iron, 4 sulfur cluster binding; ATP binding; ATP-dependent FeS chaperone activity. Bases 1 to 918 code for a protein of 305 amino acids. Gene Ontology annotation, cellular component: cytosol.